This is a messenger RNA of Fulmarus glacialis (Northern fulmar), 560 nucleotides long. RefSeq names its product Na+/K+ transporting ATPase interacting 1 (gene NKAIN1). The annotation marks the transcript as partial. The transcript is spliced from 5 exons. Gene Ontology annotation, biological process: regulation of sodium ion transport. The record is from RefSeq and is a predicted model, not a curated record. Lineage: Eukaryota; Metazoa; Chordata; Aves; Procellariiformes; Procellariidae.
GUAGCGGCGCUGGAGAGGCAGAUUUUUGAUUUUCUGGGCUACCAGUGGGCACCCAUCCUGGCUAAUUUUUUACACAUCAUGGCCGUUAUUUUGGGUAUUUUUGGGACCAUCCAGUACAGAUCCAAAUACCUCAUGAUGUACGCGGUGUGGCUGGUGCUGUGGGUCGGCUGGAACGCCUUCAUCAUCUGCUUCUACCUGGAGGUCGGACGCUUGUCGCAGGACCGAGACUUCAUCAUGACCUUCAAUACCUCACUGCAUCGCUCGUGGUGGAUGGAGAACGGGCCGGGCUGCCUGGUGACGCCGGUGAUGAACUCCAACCUGGCGCCCGAGGACCAUCACGUCAUCACCGUCAGCGGCUGCCUGCUUGACUACCAGUACAUCGAGGUAGUGAGCAGCGCCAUGCAGAUAUUCCUGGCGCUCUUUGGCUUCGUCUAUGCCUGCUACGUCAGCAAAGUGUUCCUGGAGGAAGAAGACAGCUUCGACUUCAUCGGUGGGUUUGACUCCUACGGCUACCAGGCGCCACAGAAGACGUCACACCUACAGCUACAGCCGCUCUACAC